Messenger RNA from Fusarium graminearum PH-1, 339 nucleotides. RefSeq lists its product as uncharacterized. The transcript has 3 exons. Bases 1 to 339 code for a protein of 112 amino acids. NCBI's taxonomy places the organism in Eukaryota, Fungi, Ascomycota, Sordariomycetes, Hypocreales, Nectriaceae. The record is from RefSeq and is a predicted model, not a curated record.
AUGGACCUCGGUCACAUUAUUGGCGAGGAUCGGUUGGUAAUGCUCGACUGUCUGUCCUGCACUGCUUCGUCUCACUUGCAGCCGUCAAACUCGUAUUUCACAAGCACCGUCUCAAGUUACUUUGCUUUGCCUUCGUUUCUCAAAGACUCUUCGUCCCACGUUCCCUACAAGAUUCACAGCUGCUACUGCUACGCAUGUAUCUCUCUCAUCCACGUGGCGGAACACCAGCACAUCACAUCCGAACCAGCACGGACCGUUUCAUUGCUUUUUUAUCUUUUCAUCAAAGGUACCCCUGAAACGACCAACAACUCGUCCUCUUUCCGGUAUUGUGCGCCGUGA